Messenger RNA from Oreochromis aureus, 1720 nucleotides. RefSeq names its product E3 ubiquitin-protein ligase TRIM21-like. The record is from RefSeq and is a predicted model, not a curated record. Gene Ontology annotation, molecular function: protein binding; zinc ion binding. The coding region runs from base 53 to 1720 and encodes 555 amino acids. NCBI's taxonomy places the organism in Eukaryota, Metazoa, Chordata, Actinopteri, Cichliformes, Cichlidae. The transcript is spliced from 2 exons.
CCAGCCUUUCUCAGCAGCACAGCAGAGCUUCUGUCCAACACUGAGUGCAGACAUGUCUGCUGCCAGCUGUCAUCUAUCGAAUGAUCAGUUUCUGUGCUCCAUCUGUCUGAAUGUCUUCACUGAUCCAGUCUCCACACCAUGUGGACACAACUUCUGCAAAAACUGCAUCAGUCAACACUGGGAUAUUAGUGAGAGGUUUGAGUGUCCCAUGUGUAAAAAGGUGUUCUACACAAAAACUGAGCUGCAAAUCAACACUUUCAUCUCUGAGAUGGUUUCUCAGUUCAGAUGUGAAGCUCAGCAGAAAGUCAACAGCAGCAGCUCAGAGCAACAAGCUGCCAAACCAGGAGAAGUUCCCUGUGACAUCUGCACUGGAAUCAAACUGAAGGCCCUGAAAUCCUGCCUGGUGUGUCUGGCCUCCUACUGUCAGACUCACCUGGAGCCUCAUCUGACAAUGAAAGGUCUGAAAAGACAUCAGCUGAUUGACCCUGAUGAGAACCUGGAAGGCAGGAUGUGUAUGAAGCAUGAUAAACCUCUGGAGCUGUUCUGUAAGACCGAUCAGACAUGUGUCUGCAUGCUCUGCUCUGUUAUAGACCACAAGACCCAUGAGUUUGCUCCUCUGAGAGAAGAAUAUGAAGGAAAGAAGGCAGAACUGGGGAAGACUGAAGCUGAAAUUCAACAAAUGAUCCAGAAGAGACGACUGAAGAUUCGAAAGAUCAAAAAGUCAGUGAAGAUGAGUACAGCUGCUGCAGACAGAGAGAAAGCAAAAGGUGUUCGGGUCUUCACUGCUCUGAGGAAGACUCUCAGGAGACGUAUGAACGAGCUCAUAAAGGAGAUGGAAGACAAACAGGAAACAACAGAGAAACAGGAUGAAGGUUUCAUCAAAGAUCUGGAACAGGAAAUCUCUGAGCUGAUGAAGAGAAGCUCUGAGGUGGAGCAGCUCUCACACUCUAAAGAUCACCUCCACCUCCUCCAAAGAUUCUCAUCCCUGAAAGCUGAUCUAGCCACCAAAGACUGGACAAAGGUCAGUAUCCAUCCACCAUCAUAUGAGGGAACUGUGGUGAGAGCUGUGGAUCAGCUGAAGGAGACACUCGGUAAAGACAUGAAGAAGCUGUUUGAGGCUGAGCUGAAGAGGGUCCAGCAGUAUGCAGUGGAUGUGACUCUUGAUCCUGAUACAGCACAUCCUAAUCUCAUCCUGUCUCGUAAUGGAAAACAAGUACAUUGUGGUGAUAGAAGGAAGAAACGUCCAGGCAACCCAGAGAGAUUUCUUGUGUUUCUUUGUGUUUUAGGAAAGCAGAGUUUCUCUUCAGGCAGAUUUUUCUUUAAGGUUCAGGUUAAAGAAAAGACCAGAUGGAUAUUAGGAGUGGUCAAAGAGUCAGUCAACAGGAAGAAAAAAAUCACACCGAGUCCUGAGAAAGGUUACUGGACUGUAUCAGUAUAUGAAAACAUUUGUGUUGCUCUUGAGGAUCCUGAAGUCCGUCUCCCGCUUCAGUCUGGUUUUGAGAAAGUGGGGGUGUUUGUGGAUUAUGAGGAAGGUCUGGUCUCCUUUUAUGAUGUAGAUCAUGCAGCUCUUAUCUACUCCUUUACUGGCUGCUCCUUCACUGGGAAACUCUACCCAUUCUUCUGUUCCGGUGUUAAUGAUGAUGAUGAUAACUCUGCACGUCUGAUCAUCUGUCCUGUCAAUCAGUCAGUCCGAUCUUUUUCCAUGAGGAAAUUUGAAUAA